AUGCGGCCUCGGACGCCUUACACAAAAGAACCGCUACAAUACAAGCGACGUCCUCAAAAGCCUAUUCCUGCUAUUCAUCACUCGCCAUUUCGCAUACACUCCGAAGAUAUUUUCUACGGCCAGCCCGAAGCAAACCCAUUGUUACCACCGCUUCCGCACAUUUUCAGUCAUCUCAAAUCGCUUUUGCGAAAAGUUUACAGAACCAAAUGGAAACGUUCCGACUACUCAAAAUUCCUAUUCCUAUCUGAUAUUACCUAUAAAAUAUGGUAUAGGCUGUUUUUCAUUGUGCCUUCGCUUUUAUUCAAUUCUAAAAAAAUUAGUUACUCCAAACGGUGCUGGACCAAUGAUCUUUAUCGAAGUUUCACUCACAGUAUUUUCAUAAUACAUCUAUUUAUGUUAUUCAACCAAGCUUCCUCAACCUCUUAUAUUACAAAACAGAUGUCACCUCUAUGCAAAACAUUUGGGUUUUUUACACAGCAUAAUGACACAGUUACUGAUCGCUGCUCGGUGUGGUCAGACGAGAUAAUACCUGAAAUAUGUUCAGCCGGCACCCAAUCACGAAUUCGAAUUUUGAAGCAUGUUUUCCUGUUUCCCGAAUUACAACCAUUGUCGUUGUUUGAGAUGUUUUCUGUCGGUUUGAGAAACACCGAUAUGUGGCAGUUGAACUAUGGCGAAAAGGGUAGUGAUUGCAUUUCAGGGAGCAUCAAUCGUUGUACAUCAUGUUUUCGAAGAGUCUCAGGCACUCUUCGUAAGCUUAAUGAAGCCUAUCGGUCUUUCGACACAACUCUUUCGCGUUUCGACUGCCUUCCAGCGGUAGACACAGCUUCUGCAACCAGACCUUUUUCGCCCAAUGCAACUUGUGAUAAUUAUAUGGACAUUGACAGUUGGAGGCACGAGUGUGACUGUAUUCACCCAUGUGAUGUGAGAGGUAUCGUAGGUCCAGGAAUCGCUAUGGGAAAUGCACCAUCUGUUCAACACGAUUUUUUUGCAGCACAAGUCAGUAAAUGUAUUGGAAAAUAUGCGUAA
This is a messenger RNA of Caenorhabditis briggsae, 1026 nucleotides long. NCBI's taxonomy places the organism in Eukaryota, Metazoa, Nematoda, Chromadorea, Rhabditida, Rhabditidae. The record is from RefSeq and is a predicted model, not a curated record. The transcript is spliced from 6 exons. The coding region runs from base 1 to 1026 and encodes 341 amino acids.